UACAGGGGGAGGGGAGGAGAGCGGAGGAAAUAAGGAUUUUGCUCCUCUUCUCUAUAGAUUGCUAACCCUUUUAGAAACACACCCUCACACUUCACGCCCUAAUAUCGCACUGAGCUUUCAUCUUGUUCUGUCCGUUGCUCGCUAGCCCAGCGAUCAUCUCCUCCGCCGCCACCAGUUGCCAUCGCAAACGAUUUUUCAGUUCAGACAGCUGUGUUUUCCUUGUAAUUGCAUCAUGAGUUUACUGGAGGUCAUUAAGAAUGCUUCAGUCAAUCCGAAGCUGCAUGAUUCACCACCAGACUACCCAAUUGUUAUAAACACAGAUAAUAUUAUCCCAAAUUUAAAGCCCGAACGAGAGGAAGAAAUAAGCUCAUCAUCCAUCCUAAAACCUCUCACUGGAUGGAAUAUCUCGCAGACUGAUGCUGAACAAAUUGCUAUUGGCAAUAAGUUCUUUGUGGAGCUAAAGACAAAGCUCAAGACUAGUGACUUUGAUAAGGGCAAGUUUGUCAGUAGUUUGAAUUCAUACCUUGAAAACAUUAGAGACAAUGUAGGAGUUUCAAGUGGGAUUGAUUCGUCCAAUAGUGAUUAUACAAAGAUCUUGAUUGACAAACUUCAUUUUUUCAUUGCUAAAAACGUAGCUGGCCUGAUUUUGGAAGGGUGUGUUUCUUUGGAGAUAUGGGAACUAGUUGAGACUUUGAUUGUUAAUGGUAUUAUUGAACGUUCUGCUUAUUCAAACUUGGUUUCUAGACUAAUGGAGAAGAGGAGGUCCGAUUUGCUCUGCUUGUGCAUCAAGCAUGCAUUGGAUCUUGGAUCAUCUGAAAUGCUCUGCAUUCUGAGGUAUUUUCUUUCUCCACCAAAAGGUGCUUUUGACAGUAUGGAAGUUGUGAGAAAAGAGUGGGAGAGCCAAGCUCUGUUAGCUCUGGAGAAAGCAAAGGAUCGCAAGGGAAGGGAUUUGCCUUUGGCAAAGGAGGCUGCUGGUUUGCUUAUGCUGGCACAUGAUGGGUUCUCUAGAUCUGAGCUUUGCCUGCAUUAUUUGUUUGCAUCAUCUAACGCCAAUAGAGAUAUAUCGUCUCCUUCAUUUAGCAAGUUGAAUGGCAAACAGAUGAUGAGUUUGAUUCGGUAUUUAACAAAGUGGUUGAGGAAAUAUCAGAGGUUUCCACAAGUGGGGCCAUGUCCAAGUGCCUCAGCAACAUUGGGUCUGAAGGCUUGCGAUUGGGUUCCUAAGCUUGAAGUCAUUGGGAAAUGUCUUGGUUUGGUGCUUGAUGUGAAUUUUGCUUCAUUGGUGAUGUAUCCAGAAUUCCAUGAGGAGCUGAGAUUAGCAGACGACAUUGUUAGUUCUUUGACUGAUGAAGCCAAAUUUUGUUGCACGCUUGCUGAAGUAGCGGACAAAUUAUUGGGUGAAGCUAAGGGUGGAAAGAAAUAAGAUUUGCCCUAAUAUUCGUUACCCUACUGUGCUAGGGCUUUUGUAGAACCAAUUCAGUGCGUGUUUAAUUAGAAAUGAAAUUUGCUGCUCGCUUUUGUUUUGCUUUGUUUUUUCAAAAUACAUCGCAUGGUAUAGUUCUAUAUAAAUUGCUAUAUUCGGAACGCAAAUUUUUGUUACGAAACAAAAAAAAUAAAGACAUCCUUAGAAGAUUUUCUUGAA
Neltuma alba is the source of this 1639-nucleotide messenger RNA. RefSeq lists its product as uncharacterized. The record is from RefSeq and is a predicted model, not a curated record. Bases 233 to 1420 code for a protein of 395 amino acids. NCBI's taxonomy places the organism in Eukaryota, Viridiplantae, Streptophyta, Magnoliopsida, Fabales, Fabaceae. The transcript has 2 exons.